Arabidopsis thaliana (thale cress) is the source of this 2369-nucleotide messenger RNA. Its product is annotated as transcriptional regulator ATRX-like protein. The transcript has 5 exons. Lineage: Eukaryota; Viridiplantae; Streptophyta; Magnoliopsida; Brassicales; Brassicaceae. The record is from RefSeq and is marked reviewed. Bases 389 to 1213 code for a protein of 274 amino acids.
UAUAAUUUCAUUCCUAUCCUCAAAAAAACUCUGAAUUAUUUAUUUUUUUCUUCAAAUUAGUAUUUGUGUGUUUGAUUUUAUCUUGUUCAUCUCCUAGUUCGUGGGACCCAGAUUCUAAAUAUAUUCUUUUGAGAUCUUCUUUUUCCCCCACCACAUGUGUUUAGCUUCUUGAGAGAAAUAAUCUCACUUCUUUUCAACGACACAACACAGAAACUAUUUUUUCCUUUCGAAUUUUGAAUCCCAUAGACGUUACGUUGACGAGAAAUACACUCUCAUCAGAAAAUCAAAAAAAAUUCUCAUCCUCAGAAAAUAAAAUAAAAGCUUCAACUUUUUUCUGGGUUUUUUUUUUUAGAAUUUGGUUUUGUGUUUUUGAUCUUGAGGUUGUAAAAUGGGUGAAUCUGCAGUUCUGGUUCAUUCUUAUUCCUUCGCAGCUCCUAUUACUCGUAACGAUUCUCAUGAGGAGAAUACGAUUCAUGCGUUAAGUCAAUCAAUAUCAUUUGGGAAAUUCAUGACAGAGAAUCUAGAAUGGGGGAAAUGGUCAAGCUUUUCACAUAAAAAGUAUGUUGAAGAAGCAGAGAAAUACUCACGUCCUGGAUCUGUUGCACAGAAAAAAGCUUUCUUUGAAGCUCAUUACAAGAGAAUAGCUGAAGCUAAGAAAGCUGCAACGGAAGAACAACCAUCCGUUACUCCUGCUGAGGUUUUGCUUCAUACUUUGGAAACACAGCCUCCUCCUCCUCCUCCUCCUCUGGUGUUAAAGUAUGGUGAAGAAGGACGUGAAAGAAACAGUUUUCAGAUUGAUGAUCAUGAUGUGACUGAUGAAUUGGAAAAUGUGAUGUUUGGUGGUGAUUAUGUUAAGGAGGAGGAGGAGAAGAAGGUAGAGGAAGAGUUGUUGAAGGAGGAUUGGUCUGUUGGUGAAAAGGAGAAACAACACAGGAAAUCUGUAACUAAGAAUAGACCGGUGUUUAGAUUGUCUUUGGAGAAAACUAUCCCUCCGAAAUCUUUAGAUGAGAUCUCUUUAACAGAGAAAAGAAGCGAAAGACCGAUGACUCAGGUAGAAGAAAAACCGGUUCACCGCCAGAGAUUCGGUCUCUUGAGCUGUUUCAUAAGUAAUGCUAAAACUCAAGAUCAGAACCAGAGCAGGAAUAAGAGAAAGACGGAGAAGAAGAAGCAGUUUCUGUGUCUUUGUUUGAAGCCAAAGACUAUAAGAGAGUAAUCAUAAGAUAGCCAAAGACGCUUCAAGAACACAGCUUUGAGAAAAGGUUACAGUCUGCAAAUGGCGAACGGGAGAAUAAAAAGAUCGAUAUCGAGUCACAAACUCGAUGGUUCGAUCAAAGCUUUAGUGAUAAAAACACAACAAUUUCGAUAUGUAGAUGGCACCGAUUAUGCUCAAUUCACACCAGUUUGGAAAAGAGUCCGAGUGCAAUAGGAAUUAGCUUCUUUUGUUUGGUUCUCUUUGAAUCUUUGUUAUCUGUCUUACUAUGUAAUGAAAGAACAACUCCAGUUUCUUGAUUUGAUCUGAUCUUAAUCUUGAAAAUGGAUUGUUGUUGUUAAAGCUAUUCACUUUACACAAAAGAUAAUGUAAAAUAAUCAAAUUUAACAUUCACAAAAGAAAAAGAAAAAGCUGAUCCAUGUGAGUGAGGGAGACAUCAUUAGUUGUUUCUUUUAGACCAAACACCAACCAUCUUCUUCUUCUUCUUCUUCUUCUUCGUUGUCAUCUAACACAUGUUCCAUCAUCAUCAUCCCCACAUCGUAAAAACUCAUACUUUCAUCAUAACUAUGAGACCCACCACCAUCUUCUUUCUCGCUUUUAUCUCCAUUACUCUCUGUCUUCACCUUUUCAACUCCAGCUUCUUGUUCUACAUCGUCUUCACAAUGGUUAGGAUCCAAGAAACUAGGGAGAUUCAAAACAGGUUCUGUCUUGACCCGCCACGUCAGCAGUUUGUAGCUUGAUGAAGCAAUGUCGUUUGAUCUCACCCAAUGCACUUGACCAGGCCACACUUUCCGGUGAGCUUUGUUUGGUUUUGAUGGCAAUGUGGUUAAUAACUCAGAAGGUUGAGGUGAAGUCAAAGAGUUGACCGGUCUUGUGUUAAGCGGUGGUGGAAGAAUCCGGUAAGUUCUGACAAGACCAUGUUGCCGACCUUGUCGUCUCAUCUCAACCGUCGAAUAUUAAAGAAAGAAUGAAAGAGAGAGAGAGAUUUUUCGAAUUUGGAAGUUAGCUUGAAUGAUAUAUAAGCCAAGAAGAGCUUUAAUGGAGUCAAAACGUAACAUCCAACAACAAGAGUAGUUUGUGGGUUAAGUCAAUGAGUUGUUGUUAUAGAUAACGUGCAGGUCUUAAAUAAUUGAAGACUUCUUUAUCUUUGCCAUUACAG